This is a messenger RNA of Penicillium macrosclerotiorum, 348 nucleotides long. RefSeq lists its product as uncharacterized. Lineage: Eukaryota; Fungi; Ascomycota; Eurotiomycetes; Eurotiales; Aspergillaceae. The coding region runs from base 1 to 348 and encodes 115 amino acids. The record is from RefSeq and is a predicted model, not a curated record. The transcript has a single exon.
AUGCCGAAAUGGUACCACUUGCAGGACAAUAACUGCCAGCACUUUGUGUUAAAUCUCGCUGAUAAAAUUUUGCGAGAUCCUCGCAACAAAUACGUGGUUCUUAAAGGUGAAUUCAUUUCUGCGGGAGGAACCGAAGCUCAGAGAAGCGAGCCAGCCAAAGAUGAACAAGACUUCAAGGAAGAGGAAGACUUCGAGGAAGAGGACGUCGUCCCAAUUGUCAAUCGAGAUGCCGAGGGUGCUUUUAUUGAGAACGAGGAAGACCGCAGAAAGGCCAUGCUGGGGUCCAUCGCUGAGUUCAUGGUUGCAAAUACUCCAUCUAUUCAGGAAAGUGAGGCAGUACAUCAGUAG